Egretta garzetta (little egret) is the source of this 2244-nucleotide messenger RNA. Its product is annotated as scavenger receptor class F member 2. NCBI's taxonomy places the organism in Eukaryota, Metazoa, Chordata, Aves, Pelecaniformes, Ardeidae. The annotation marks the transcript as partial. Gene Ontology annotation, molecular function: scavenger receptor activity. The record is from RefSeq and is a predicted model, not a curated record. The transcript is spliced from 12 exons.
GCCCGCCCCGGCGGGUGCCGCUGCCGCCAUGGCUACUUUGGUGCCAACUGCGACACCAAGUGUCCCCGGCAGUUCUGGGGUCCCGACUGCAAGGAGAUGUGCAGCUGCCACCCCAACGGGCAGUGCGAGGACGUGACGGGCCAGUGCACCUGCAACCCCAACCGCUGGGGUCCCAAAUGCGAGAACGUCUGCCUCUGCAAGCACGGCAAGUGCGACCAGAAGACGGGCAAAUGCACCUGCGAGCCCAACUGGUGGGGACCCCAGUGCUCCAGCUCCUGCUAUUGCACCGUGCCGGCCGGGCGCUGCCUGACCUGCGAGGCGGGCUGGAAUGGCACCAAGUGUGACCAGCCCUGCUCGCCCGGCUUCUACGGAGAGGGCUGCGAGAAGCUCUGCCCCCCCUGCAAGGACGGCCACACCUGCAACCACAUCAACGGCAAGUGCUCCCAUUGCAACCCGGGCUGGAUUGGAGACCGGUGCGAAACCAAGUGCCGGAAUGGGACGUACGGGGAGAACUGCGCCUUCGUCUGCAGCGACUGCGUCAAUGGCCAGUGCCACUUCGAGACUGGCCAGUGCCUCUGCCACCCCGGCUCCCACGGCACCUACUGUAACCUGACUUGCCCACCCGGCCGCUAUGGAGCCAACUGUGCCGAAGCCUGCAGCUGCCACGACGGCGCCUGCGACCCGCUGACGGGCGCCUGCCACAUGGAGGCCAACCAGCGGAUGGGGGUGAUCGGGGCAGGAGCCCUCCUGGCGCUGCUGCUCAUCCUCCUCCUCUCCCUGCUCUGCUGCUGCUGCGUCUGCCGCAAGAAGGAUGAAGCCCAUGGCCAGGACCCAGCAGCAGCCAAGAAGCCACCAAGACGCUUGUGCGGGCGUUUCAGUCGGAUCGGCAUGAAGCUCCCGCGCAUCCCCCUGCGCCGCCAGAAGUUACCCAAGGUCGUGGUGGCCCACCACGACCUGGAGAACACCCUGAACUGCAGCUUCAUCGAGCCGCCCUCCGUGGUGGAACAGCCUUCCCCAUCCUGGUCAUCCCGUGGCUCCUUCUCCUCCUUCGACACCAUGGAUGAGGGGCCGGUGUACUGCGUCCCCCACGAAGGGAUGCAGGUGCUGACGUUGCCUCCCGUGCGGCUUCAGAGCUCCCUCUGCCAGCAUUCCCCGCUCCUUGUGCUGGGGUCCCUGACUGGGAGGAGGGGACGGGGGACCUGGGGACACACCAGGCAAUCCAAGGAGGAGGAGGAUGCUGUCACGGAGCCCCGCAGCCCUGGAAAGCCACCAUCUCCAGAGAGGACCAAGCCCCGUCCCCCAGACCCGGCCACGAAGCCCAAAGUCUCCUGGAUCCACGGCAGGGACAACUCCAGCCAGUCCAACUCGCUGCCGGUGCCCAGCCGGUCCCCAGAGCGAGCGGCCGCCCAGUCCGGCAGCCCCGAGCAAGGCCAGGGCUUGGCCAAGAGGAAAAGGAGCCCGAGCGAGACGUCGGCCGGUGUGCAGGGCAGAGCGGAGGAGAAGGGUGGUGCACGGGGCAAGGAGAAAGCGCAGAAGCAACCAAAGGAGCCCGGCGUCCCCGAGGGCAAAGCUAGCCUCGCUGGGGAGCCCCAGUCGCCCUCCAAGCCCAAGCAGAGGAGCAAAGCCGGCUCGGAGCCGACAGAGAGCAUCAAUGGGGCAGUGCAGAAUGCCUUCCGAAAGAUGGGUGCCUUCCAACCGGAGCGGCGGGUCGGGGACAACAGGGAUGCUCCCCGCAGCCCCGGCGCCAGCAAAUCCCGCCCUGAGCCCCUGCAUCCCCAGCUGGCCUCCGAGCUGGCUGCCCAGCUGAAGGAAAAGACUCAGAGCCUCAACAAGGGGGACGGAGGCACCCGGGUGAAUGGGGUGGGUGCCCAGCGGGAGAAGCCCACCCCUCCACAGAAAGCCAAGCGCUCGGUGGCCACCGGCAGCCAGAAGACCAGCAAGCCCUUGCUGCCCACCUCUCCCCACCUGCAAAAACUGAUCCCCGGGGCGGCCGAGCCAGCGGCCGGGGAGCCCAAGCGGGUGGAGAAGCCAAGCGACGUGCUGGGCAUCGCCUGGUCUGGCACAGGUGCUGAGCCCGGUCCUGAGCGGGAUGCGGUGUGGGGAUGGGUGACAUUGCGGCAGGUUUUACUUGAGAAGAUGAAAGACGACAGCAGAAACUACUCCUGGGACGUGGUGAAUCAGCUCAGUGUCACCAAAGCCAAAACAGACAAAACCCAAAGAAAAAUGGGCACACUGAGCCCAUGA